Linepithema humile (Argentine ant) is the source of this 5281-nucleotide messenger RNA. RefSeq names its product basic helix-loop-helix ARNT-like protein cyc (gene cyc). Gene Ontology annotation, cellular component: transcription regulator complex; aryl hydrocarbon receptor complex; cytoplasm. Gene Ontology annotation, molecular function: RNA polymerase II cis-regulatory region sequence-specific DNA binding; protein dimerization activity; DNA-binding transcription factor activity, RNA polymerase II-specific. The record is from RefSeq and is a predicted model, not a curated record. Gene Ontology annotation, biological process: regulation of transcription by RNA polymerase II. NCBI's taxonomy places the organism in Eukaryota, Metazoa, Arthropoda, Insecta, Hymenoptera, Formicidae.
CACCCACCCGCGCUCUCAGUGUCAAGCGAACGACGUGUCUGUCGACGGGUUCGUUGUCUGUCGCGCGGAUUCGAGAAAAGACAUCUUCUCCGGUCUAAGCUUCGCUCAGCCGAUCGAGACGCGCGAUCAAGAUACCGAUCUCGACGCCGGUCCCAAUUUUUUUAUCGUCAUUUCCGGUCUCCUCGUAGGCCAAUUGGCGGACAUCCCCUUGGCGUCGCGCGGAAAUUCGCGCGAUACCGCUCGAAUCGGCCGGCACGACUCCGCCACCGUCGGGAAGGCUCGAUCGUCGGCGUGCGGGGGCAUCGCCCGCCAAGAGGGAAGGUGACAGACCUUCUGGCUUCCCCGAGGAUGCCGCCGUCUCCUCGUCGUCGGCGACGACGUGAAUGUACGCGCUUCUUGACGAGGGUGGUCCACUGCCGGACCGCAGUCGCGGUGGCGUCGUCGAGAACGACGACGCGUUGGUCGCCGCAGGCGAUGGCGCCUGUGUGAACGACCGCAUCCUCCAUUAUCAUCAGCGGCAUCCUCAUCAUCAUCAGCGUCAUUGCGAGCUGCAGCAGCAGCAGCAGUCGGCGGAACCGGAACUGGACGAUCUGCUGCGAUUUCGCGGAUCCGGAAGCACGACGACGGGGCAGCGACGGGGGGAGAUGGUGGCGCAGGAAAUGGCACAGGGCUACACGCAGCUCCUGCAUCCGGCGACGGCCCAGGAACCGCAGGAAUUCAUCUCGCUGGAGGAGCUGCAGCCGCGCAUCCACCAUCAGGAGCACCAUGGCACCGUGCACGACACCUGCGUGCAAAUCGCCUCCUCGGUCUCGCAGCUCCACCGUCAGCAUCAUCAGCAACAGCGGCAGACCGAUCAACAGCAGCAGCAGCAGCAGCAGCGGGAUUAUUAUAACCUCUUGUCCGUGCAGGAAAGUUCGUGCUCCACGGUUUAUUUCGGCGAGAUAGGCACGGGUUCCGGGGUGGGAGAGCUAACCGCCGCCUCGGCGGGGGGUGGUGGCGAAGGUCUCGCCCCGACUCCAACCCCCGCCAGCAGCAGCAACAGCAGCGGCAGCAGUGUCAGUACCACCACCACCCCCAGCAGCCCGAGCGCGACCACUACAACUACCACCACCACCUCCACCACCGCCGCCUUCAACAGCGGCACCGCCACCAUCCCACAGGUUGCAACGGGGGCUGAACCGCCCCAGCACAUGGAGACACCCCCGACGAUGGUCCCCGACCAGCAGGCGCCCGCCUCCGGCCAUCACUAUCACCAUCGCCAUCAUCAUCAUCAUCAUCACAACCAUCACCAUCAUCAUCAUCGACACCAUCGUAACACGUCCAGCACGGCUAGCCAUGGACCGGCGACCGACACCUCGGACGAGUUCGCACCGGUCUCCAGGAAACGGAAGCUUUCCUGCAAUGUUGGAAGCAAUCUCUUGGAUGACCUGAAAGACGACGCCAAAUCCGUUCGCACAAACGACGACAGUAAGAAACAGAACCACAGUGAAAUAGAGAAGCGCAGGAGGGACAAGAUGAAUACGUACAUCACCGAGCUCUCGGCAAUGGUGCCAAUGUGUUACGCGAUGUCGCGGAAGCUAGACAAGUUGACGGUGCUGCGAAUGGCAGUGCAGCAUCUCAAGACUAUCCUCGGCGCGGUUACCUCAUACACGGAAGGUCACUACAAGCCUGCGUUUCUCAGCGAUCAGGAACUCAAGACGCUGAUACUUCAAGCCGCGGAGGGCUUCGUCUUCGUAGUGGGCUGCGAUCGUGGAAGAAUUCUCUACGUGUCCGAGUCCGUCUUGCAGACUCUCAAUUAUUCUCAGGGUGACCUGUUGGGUCAAAGUUGGUUCGAUAUUUUGCAUCCGAAGGAUGUCGCCAAGGUGAAGGAGCAGCUCUCAUCCUCCGAUCUCAGCCCGAGAGAGCGACUGAUCGACGCGAAAACCAUGUUACCGGUGAAAACUGACGUGCCGCAAGGUGUGUCGCGGCUUUGCCCCGGCGCCCGGCGAUCUUUCUUCUGUCGGAUGAAGCGUAAGGUCGACGGGGUGCGUUGCGAGGAGAUAGAAGUGAAGGAGGAAACUGACACCACGAGCGGCUGCCACAAGCGAAAGAAACGGCAAAACGUCGAUUGGAAGUAUUGCGUGAUUCAAUGCACGGGUUACUUGAAGUCCUGGGCGCCCGCGAAGAUCGGCCUCGAGGAGCAGGAGGGCGAGGCCGACGGCGACGCCUGCAAUCUGUCCUGCCUGGUCGCAGUCGGCCGGGUUCAAACGGUGAUAUCAACGGCCGCGCUGCCGUCGAAGAAGCCCCACUUGAGGCCCAUACAGUUCGUCUCGCGUCACGCGAUGGACGGCAAAUUCCUGUUCGUCGACCAAAGAGCUACUCCAGUAUUGGGCUUUCUACCUCAGGAGCUGCUGGGCACCAGCAUGUACGAAUACUAUCACCACGACGACAUUCCUCAUCUAGCCGAGUCUCACAAAGCCGCGCUGCAGACCUCCGAGCGCGUUACUACGCAGAUCUACAGGUUUAGAAGCAAGGGCGCGAAUUUUAUGAGGCUGCAAUCCGAGUGGAAGUCCUUCCGGAAUCCGUGGACCAAAGAUAUCGAAUAUCUAAUCGCCAAGAAUUCCGCUAUCUUCUGCGACGCGCGUCCGGGUGGAAACAACGGAUCCGAGGACUCGAGCGUGCAGGGCAAUUACGAUUACUUCGCGCAGAGUAACGGCGCGUUAGAAAAGUUGAUCUCGAGUCACGUGGAAGUGAGCAAAAUCGGUCGGCAAAUAGCGGAAGAGGUGCUGGAUCUGCAAAGACGCGGCGAAGACUCUUCCUCGGGCAGCAGUCCCGGUCCAGGGACGGAACCUGGUUUACUGAACAUCGAGUCACAAAUCACAACGACGGCGUCACCGAGGCUGCCGGACGUGAUACAGCCGGGCGGCAUCGGCAGCGACAACAGCAGCAGCGAUCCGACGUCGACGUUCAACCAUGUAGUGAACAACGUGCAGCUCAACAGCAUCGCGAACGACCAAGGAGCGUCACCAGACGGGGACAUGAUGGAUAUGAUCGGCGGCACCGCGAUUAACGAAUCGUCGAAUCCGAUUCCGUCCGAUGGCAACGACGAGGCAGCGAUGGCUGUCAUCAUGAGCCUGCUGGAGGCGGACGCCGGUCUGGGCGGUCCUGUGGAUUUUUCCGGAUUGCCCUGGCCGUUGCCGUAGUGCAUAACACAUUUUAGUCUGCGAUGUGAGAAUGCGAGGAUUAACGAACGCCCGCUUGGCCGAACAAAACGCUUGGAACUACCUUGGUGCUGAAAUGGUGCUUUUAAGGAAUAGGACUCCGUUAAGUUAAGCGAGCAGUGGCUUCCGAAUUGCGAUCAGCCUGGUUGACAAACGUUCUUCCGAAACGGGAAAUAUCCGUGGAUUCGCAGAAUUAUAUAGCUAUCCGUUUGUCGUCAGUCUUUUCGGCAAAUUUUUUUUUUUUUUCCCCACGACAAGGUAAUUCGUGUUCAGCAACGAGAUAUGUGUGAACGUUAAUGAACGCCCUCGAAAAUUAAACGCUAGUGACAAUGGUGCGGACAGUAUCGUGCGAACAAUAACUGUAUUUCUGUGACAAAUUGACGUUGUACGUGUAAAUAUACGUAAGCACGCGUGUACGUGCGCGUGAUAUGACGUUUUAAGUGUACCUAAUUAAAUUGUAAGAAUAUUCGUAAUAUUUUGAGAGAAAAACUCUCAGGGGCUGAGAAAACGUAAUUGAUUCGCGCGCGUUCGCGUCAUGAUAAGUCGCGCUGUUCCGAAGAUGUGCCGCGUAAAUAAAAAACAUAGACCGCCAGUGAAUACGAAAUUUUCCGAGAUAAAUCUAGGAUGAUAAAAAUACGUGUUGUGCUAUUGCUCGCGCCAUGUAUUCCGCGCUUAGUUCGUGCGAGGCACGAAUACGAAGAUUUACGAUGAAACAUUUAUAUUUCGAUAUAUGCAUUUGUAUGCGUACGUCCCAGAUUUGAAAGAGAAAAUUGCAAAAUAUUUUUUACAAUCGCAAGAACCAUUGUCAGCGUAAAAACAAUUUGUUCUACUGUUCAACCAAGUGCGGCAUUCAUUGUGCGAGCGAUUACAUAUCAGUUUUAAUAGACUAUUUUGCAUUACAUAAUUUUAAAAUCAUGUCAAAAACAUGAUAUGAUUCUAAAACACGAUAUGAACUGAAUAAUGAUAAAUAUUAAAUUAUGUUAGUAAUUAUUUUUUUUUUUUUGCUUCAAAACAAAUUGAAACGAAUAUUGCAAUUGAACAAAAUACGGUAAUCGUCGAAUUUUUCAAAAUUUGUGAUUUUUAAAACUAUCGUGUAAUGGCUUUCAAAUUAUUGAUCACUAAUGAAGCGCGAAAGAAUAGCAAUCAUGAAUUACGAAUAAUCUUUAAAAUAAACUUUUUAUUCACAAAAUCCAAUGAAUCUGAUAAAAGAUCUGAUCCGUUCUGCAAAUGAAUAUCUGAACCACCUGAUUAAAAGUGGCAGAGUAUAUUUAUUGUAAAGUUUAAUUUAUAUAUUUUUUCUCAGAGUUAAUAUUUUAUUAACUCUUCUGUCAUUUAAUGUCGUUCCCAGUUUAAUCAUUUGUUCAGAUUUUCUUUCGCAUGACGCACGCGCGCAUCAAUAUUUGGACCUUUGAAAACAUCGUAAUAAUAAAUUUACGAGAAACGCGAAUAAAAUGUGGCAAAAUAAGAAUGUAAAUAACAUGACACAUACAAUUGUAGUUUAUUGUCAAAUAUUAAAAAGUGGAAUGAGAAAUAUUUACAAGGCAUCUUAUAUUUUGGCCAUCUAGCAUGAUCAAUGUUGACAAAAUCUUUUAUAUGUAUUCGGGCUAAAUUUCUUUCUUAUGUACAGUACGAGAGACUAUUAUUUACAAUGACUUACAAUUAUUUAAUUUAGAAUGUGCACUAAUGUAAAAACUAUCAAAUGAUAUGUCCAAUUCGCGAUGUUCUAUCGACGUACAAAUCCAAUUAAAAUCAAACAUAAUUAACGGCGUUAAUAUCCACUAAGUACAAAAACGUUGUUAAGUGUUUAAUAGAUUGAAUUUUCCGAGACAGUUGCAAAAUUGACAUCCAGUUAUAAUAGUCUAUAAAUAUCUGUAUUUGUUGGAAUUGAUAAAAGAAAAGCAAGACUAAAAUAAGAAAAAUUAAUUGUUUGAAUGUGAAUCUAUGUAUAAAAUUCAACUAUGUAACGAUGACAGUGCACAGUUUGAGCUUUAAAUGUCCAAGCCCGAUUUACAGAGUACACAAUUAUGUGUACGUUAAAACAAUUUGUAUCAAAAUCAAUAAAAGUGUUUUUAUGUUUUGUA